GCGCUAUCCGCCUAACAUGCGCUGCAACAACAUCGACACUCUGAACCCGAACUCAAUCUUGGCAAAAUCCGACUUCACCGUCUUCAUCGUAGCACGGCGAUGUCCACGCUGACAUCCUCGCCCUCACCCGCCGGCUCGCCGCACAACCCAUUCCUCGUCCCGCAACGGAACACCCCCUACUCACGCUCACCGCGAGCAUCACCCCGACCCUUCUCGUCGCCCAAGCGGACAUUCAAUGCGCCGGUGGCAGCAACGCGAUUUCCCAAACAGCAGCAACCUGCGGAAGGCGAGAAGGGACGGCAGCAGAGUUCAUACGUUGACGCUGCCACACAGUACAGUCCGGAAGGCUAUCCACCUACAGCUCCUAGGCACAAGGUGGCCGUGACCCGGACCGAAGCCGCACAGCCUCCGGGCUCGGCGGGCAGCGCGAAGAAGCGGAAGGAAAGCACGCGGUCGGAGUCACCGCACCAUCAGCAGAUGAGCUCGAGCGACGUCGGAGCAGGCAGCUCUGCGGCACGCAACCCGCCAAGCGAGCCGCAACCGCGGACAGAUCCAGAACUGGAAGGUGCGGUCUCGCAGAAUGCAAGUACGACUGACCUGGCGAAGCAUGAGGCUGUAGAGCAGCAGCAGCCCGAACCGGAAGAAGCACGAUCAACGCAUGGCUACUCCUCGGCACCUAAGCGGUCCCGGCCGGAGCCGGGCACCGUCAAGGUCAUGCCGCUGAAGUACGAAACUUGCAACCCCAAGGAUCUUGGCAUAUUGAUAUCAAACAUGUUGAUGGAGCUGAUAAGGCUGAACGACCGGAUUCCGCUGCGAGACGGCAAGCUCACAAGGUUCCAUUCGCGCGCACCGCCUGGCAUCAGCGUUUCUGAUUACCUUCAGCGCCUCAUCCAACACGCAACGCUAUCUCCGCCAAUAUUGCUGAGCAUGGUCUGGUACAUUGACCGGAUAUGCGCGCUCUAUCCCGCUUUCACAAUUAACAGUCUAACGGUACAUCGCUUUCUGAUCACGGCAGCAACGGUAGCCGCCAAGGGUCUCAGCGAUUCAUUCUGGACCAAUCCAACGUAUGCGCGAAUUGGUGGUAUACCAGUCACAGAACUUGCGACAUUGGAGCUGGAGUUUUUGCAGAGGGUGUACUGGAAGAUCGUACCGAAGCCGGAGGUGCUGGAAGAGUACUAUCGCAGUCUGGUUGAUCGAACGCAAGGGUUUGAGCUGGAGACUACGGGUAGUGAAAGUAGUAGUUUGGAUGAGAGCGAAGAAGGCACGAAGAGUGCUGAGGGCGAGGAGGACGAAAAGAUGGCUGACGAGCUGACGUGAGCGAUUGUGCAAUAUUUGGUGGAAAGACCUUAUUCAAGAUGAUGGGAGCGUGCACGCCUCGCUCGUUACUCGAGUGCCGAGGUACCACCAUAGCCGAACGCGCAGGCCUUACGACCGAGAAAGCCGGUUUUGAAGGCUCUCGCAUGCCAAUGGCUACGCCAAGCUGCGGGCGGUGUGGUAGGGGAAUGCUAUCACGAUGAUAGGAAGCAGGCUCGACUAUAUCGGCAGGAGGGCGAUGGAGAAGGCUGGGAAGCAAAGCGGCUCAUGAUGGGUUUCACGACUACCACUCAAACUGCGAUUGGCUGCAGAACGGGCCACGAAAGGAGCAGUGUCGAUACGGACAAAGCAUACGGGCGUUGAGUGGAUGCCGGUAUGUAUGGGUUUCUGAGCGUUCUCUUGCAUAGCUGCUGGCGGUUGAAUGGUAAAUAAUACACACAAGCAAUGAACAUUGACUGCUG
Molecule: messenger RNA, 1775 nt
Organism: Baudoinia panamericana UAMH 10762
Lineage: Eukaryota; Fungi; Ascomycota; Dothideomycetes; Mycosphaerellales; Teratosphaeriaceae
Exons: 1
Coding region: 100-1317 (405 amino acids)
Biological process (GO): regulation of cyclin-dependent protein serine/threonine kinase activity
Cellular component (GO): cyclin-dependent protein kinase holoenzyme complex; nucleus
Molecular function (GO): protein kinase binding; cyclin-dependent protein serine/threonine kinase regulator activity
Source: RefSeq, a predicted model, not a curated record